Messenger RNA from Drosophila rhopaloa, 272 nucleotides. RefSeq lists its product as uncharacterized. The record is from RefSeq and is a predicted model, not a curated record. NCBI's taxonomy places the organism in Eukaryota, Metazoa, Arthropoda, Insecta, Diptera, Drosophilidae. Bases 75 to 272 code for a protein of 65 amino acids. The transcript is spliced from 2 exons.
GUGCCAGUGAUAAAAAAUCCGGCACACCAUCCACCUAGAGGCGUUAGUCACUUGUCGUUUUUUCGUAGCAGGCUAUGUCGUUGGGCAACGCAGGGCGAAUUGCUGUUUGUUGGACUGUUCUGACCGUGGGUGGCGUGUACGCUUUUGUGCUGUCAAAGCAAUCCGUUGAGAACCGGCGUUACGAGAGCAUGCGAGUACGUGAGCGCAUGAGGAAGGCAAACCAAGGCGAUUACGACUCAACCGCAGCAUCGGACAGGCGAUUCGACUACUAG